GACGCGGCUGCCUCGGGACCUGGACGCCGACCGGACCCAGGCAGGACACCUCCGGCCCGGCCGGCCCGGGAAGGACUGAGGCCACGGCCCGCCCCGCCUGGCUGUCGCUGCCGCAGCCGCCGCUUCCCGGGACCAGAAAAUGCACCCCAGGACUCUCCCGCCCCAGCCACUGCUGUUUCUGCUGCUCCUGCUGGCGGUCCCGAGGCCCAACCAGGGCUGCCCAUCUGGCUGCCAAUGCAACCAGCCCCAGACUGUGUUCUGUACUGCCCGUCGGGGAGCCACGCUGCCCCCCAACGUGCCCCCAGACACAGCUCAGCUGUACGUGUUCAAGAAUGGCAUCACCACGCUGGAUACAGGCAGCUUCUCGGUUCUGCAGAGCCUAGAGCUCCUUGACCUGUCCCAGAACCAGCUCGCCAGCCUGCCCGGCAGCGUCUUCCAGCCCCUUGCCAGCCUGCGGAACCUGGACCUCACAGCCAACCAGCUGCGCGAGGUCACCAACGAGACCUUCAGCGGUCUGUGGCGCCUGGAGCGUCUCUACCUGGGCAAGAACCAACUGCACCACAUCCAGCCUGGUGCCUUCAACGCGCUCGGCAGCCUACUGGAGCUCAAGCUGCCCGACAACGAGUUGCGAGCACUGCCCCCUCUGCAGCUGCCACGCCUGUUGCUGCUCGACCUUAGCCGCAACCCGCUGGCUGCCCUGGAGCCUGGCGCCCUGGACACACCGCACGUGGAGGUGCUGUGGCUUGCCGGCCUGGGGCUGCGGGACCUGGACGAGGGGCUGCUGGGACGCCUGCGCAAUCUGCAUGACCUGGACGUGGCUGAUAACCAGCUGGAGCGUGUGCCGACUGCCUUAUGGGGUUUGCGGGGCCUGACCCGCCUGCGGCUGGCCGGCAACACCCGCAUCGCCCAGCUGUGGCCCGAGGAACUGGCAGGCCUAACGGGCCUCCAGGAGUUGGAUCUCAGCAACCUGAGCCUACGGGCCCUGCCACGGGAACUUUCAGGCCUCUUCCCACACCUGCGGCUCCUGGCAGCCGCCCGCAACCCCUUCAACUGUGUAUGCCCGCUGAGCUGGUUUGGGCCAUGGGUGCGGGAGAGCCACGUGGCUCUGGCCAGCCCUGAGGAGACUCGCUGCCAUUUCCCACCCAAGAACGCUGGCCGACUGCUCCUGGACCUGAGCUAUGCUGACUUUGGCUGCCCGGCAACCACCACAACAGCCACGACGCCGACCAGUGGGCCCACAGCGGGGCAGCCCACCCUACCCACUCCUGCCAGCACCACGCUCACCCACUUCCACUUCGCGGAGCCAACCACCAGGCUGCCCAGCCUGCCACCCGCCGCCCUCCCCACUACGGGACCAGCCCCCUCAGCCCAGGACUGCCCUGAGUCCACCUGUCUCCAUGGGGGCACCUGCAUCCUGGGGCCACGUCUCCUUUCCACUUGUCUGUGCCCAGAGGGUUUCACGGGCCUGUUUUGUGAGAGUCUGAUGGGGCCCCACCAAGCUCCUGCCACCCAAUGGCCCGCCAGGCCCCCACCAUUGGGCAUAGAGCCGGCCAGCCCUACAUCUCUGCGCGUGGCCCUGCGCCGCACUCUACAUGGUGUCCCCGGGCAGCUCCGCAGCCUCCGCCUCACCUACCGCAACCUGUCAGGCCCUGACGGGCGGCCUGUAACAUUGCGGCUACCUGCCUCGUUGGCUGAGUACACAGUUACCCAGCUGUGGCCCAAUGCCACCUACUCCAUCUGCGUGCAGCCCCUGGGGGCCGGGCAGGUACCUGAAGGUGAGGAGGUGUGUGGGGAGGCCCAUACCCCACCAGACACGCGUUCUAGCCACGCCCCAGUCACUCAAGCCCGCCAAGACAAGCUGCCCCUCCUCAUCGCGCCUGCACUGGCUGCUGUGCUCCUGGCUGCACUGGCCGCUGUGGGCGCCGCCUACUGUGUGCGACGGGGACGGGCGGCUGCAUCAGCUCAGGCCAAGGAACAGGGGGUGCCCGGGGCUGGGCCUCUGGAACUGGAGGGAGUGAAGGCCCCUCUGGAGCCAGGCUUCAAGGCUGCUGAGAGUGGGGGGGAUGCCCUGGCCAGCAGGCCGGAGUGCGAGGUGCCACUCAUGGGCUACCCUGGGCCUUUGCCCGCAAAGCCCUACAUCUAAGCCGGGGGAGGCAGCUGCCCAGAGUCCAAGGAUGCGUUGGGAAAGGGCCAGUCCCCCACCUGACCUCCUCCUCAGAAGAUUUGGACACCGAGUCUGCGACCUCUGAGGUCCUGGAGCCCGGCCUCCUCCGUGGAGCACGGUCUGCAGUGGUAUGGCUGUGUGCUGGUCACAGGCCCAGGCGGGGAGCCCAGGAUCUCUCAGCCCAAGGAACCCCCUCCCCUCUGAGCAGGGUCAGAGGGGCUGGGGACAGACAGGUAGCCCCAGGAGCAACAAAGAAGGAGCAGAAGAAACUGGAAGACAGACACUUUGGAACAGAUUGUUUGCUUCAUAAAAUAUAUUUAUGAGAGAGCCUUUCCCGUUUGUUCCGGGAAGAACACUUUCUGAACUCAGACAAGGACUUGAGUUUUUUGGGUUUUUUUUUUUGGUUUUUUUGUAAGACAAAUGAGAAUAUGAAGGCCUUUCUUUUUGUAAGAAAAAUAAAAGAUAACAUGA
Messenger RNA from Suncus etruscus (white-toothed pygmy shrew), 2635 nucleotides. It is a transcript of the gene VASN, whose product is annotated as vasorin. Gene Ontology annotation, cellular component: plasma membrane. Gene Ontology annotation, molecular function: protein binding. Bases 140 to 2143 code for a protein of 667 amino acids. Lineage: Eukaryota; Metazoa; Chordata; Mammalia; Eulipotyphla; Soricidae. The transcript has 2 exons. The record is from RefSeq and is a predicted model, not a curated record.